Messenger RNA from Rotaria sp. Silwood2, 984 nucleotides. Lineage: Eukaryota; Metazoa; Rotifera; Eurotatoria; Philodinida; Philodinidae. The record is from the annotation of a GenBank genome assembly.
AUGAAAUCGAUUUUUAUUUCUACUCCGCUUUUUUUUCGUUUCCUUUCAGCAACACCACGUUCGAGUUCGACUGACAUUCAUUCGAAUGCAAAAUGGAUACAGAAUGGUCUUACUGUGGCUGGAGGAAAUGGAUCAGGCAGCGGAAUCAAUCAACUUGCUAACCCAUUCAGUUUGUAUGUCAAUGAUGAUCAAACUAUUUAUGUCGCUGAAUACUCUAAUAAUCGUAUUGUUGAAUGGAAAUGUGGUGCGACGAAUGGCCAAGUGGUUGCCGGUGGAAAUGGAAGUGGAAAUGGAGCUCAUCAAUUAAAUGGUCCACGAGAUGUAAUUAUCGACAAAGAGGGAAAUAGCCUCAUCAUCUGUGAUACCGAGAAUAAAAGAGUAGUUCGAUGGCCUCGUCAAAAUGGUACUAGUGGAGAAACAAUCAUUUCGAAUAUCUAUUGUUGGAGUUUGACAAUGGACGAGAAUGGAUCUCUCUAUGUUGUUGACCUAGGAAAACAUGAAGUAAGACGUUAUAAAGUGGGUGAUACUGAAGGAAUAGUAGUUGCAGGUGGCAAUGGACAAGGAAAUCGUCCUGAUCAACUCUCUAACCCUUGGUACGUAUUUGUCGAUCGAGAUCAUUCAGUGUACGUAUCCGAUGAUGGAAAUCAUCGUGUGAUGAAAUGGGAAGAAGGUGCAAAACAAGGCAUUGUUGUAGCCGGUGGUCAAGGUCAAGGAAAUAGUGUUGCUCAAUUGUCACGUCCUUUUGGACUCGUUGCCGAUCAAUUGGGUACUGUCUAUGUAGCUGAUUUUGAAAAUCAUCGAAUCAUGCGUUGGCCAAAAGGUGCCACACAAGCGAGUGUCAUUGUUGGUGAAAAUGGUCAAGGAGGACAGUCGAAUCAGCUUAGUAAUCCCAUCGGUUUAUCCUUCGACCAACAUGGCAAUCUCUAUGUCGUUGAUCGCAACAAUCAUCGAGUACAAAAAUUUAAUAUCGAUUCAAAUUCAUAG